UGUUCAGACAGACGUGAAUGUGAAUGUCCACUAUUAAGCCUGUUUAAAUCCUCUCAAAUAUUCCUCUUCCUUGUUCCUUCAACAACUCUCCUCAAAUCUCUCUCCGGAAUUCAACAAUGGGUUCGACUAAGGCAGAGAAGUUUGGAGCCAUUAAAAGUUACAAGAAGAAACAUCUUCUUUGCAACCUCGUACUUCAUUUUCUGACUGCAAUAACAUGCAGUUUGGUUUGCACCAGCCCUUACUGGUUCACUUCUGUAUUUUAUUCCAUGAAUCAUUUUUUCUUAAUUUCUCUCCCAUAUAUUUGGUCCUCCUUCUCUAAUCCGAAGUUCUUAUUCGUCGUGGUUAAUGUCAUCGUCAUCUUCCUUGUUGGAGAAUCAAAGAUGGUAAGCACAAGCUCUUCCCCAGCUGAUGAAAUUUAUGAUGAAUAUGUUAAAAGGACUCAGAGUCUCAGGAGAGUCACAUCUGCUUGCGCGAAGAUGAAGGACGAGAAGGUAGAAGAAAAGAAGGAAGUUAUGAUAAAACCAGUGAAUAAAGUUGAAGACACAGAAGUGGAGAAAGAGAAAGAAAGCCGAGAAAAUUUUGAAAUAGUAGAAGAAGAUGAAGAGAAGGAAGGAGAUCAUGGAGAAGAGAAAGAAAGCCAAGAAAAAGUUGAAAUAGUGGAAGAAGAUGGAGAGAAGGAAGGAGGUCAUGGGGAAGAGGAACAAAACCGAGAAAAAGUUGAAAUAGCUGAAGAAGAUGAAGAGAAGGAAGGAGAUGGAGAAGAGGAGCCAGGAUUGCCUCCAGCAAUAGUGAGUGGAGAAGAUGAGGAAGAGAAUGGUGGAGGUGGAGAAGAGGAGGGUGGAUUGCCUGCAGAGGAACUAAAUAAAAGGGUUGAAGAGUUCAUAGCAAGGGUAAACAAACAAAGGUGGCUUGAAGCCAAUUCAUUAGUCCUCUAUUGUGAGACAUGAUUUGCAGAUAUAUGAAUUUGAGUACUUAAGAAAUUUGGGGUCAACAAAUUUUAGUAUAGGUAGCGGUCUAGAAUAUUUAGAAGCAAAUUUUAUUUGCGUCGUAACCAUGAAAUACAAACUCUGUAUUUGU
This is a messenger RNA of Rubroshorea leprosula, 1077 nucleotides long. NCBI's taxonomy places the organism in Eukaryota, Viridiplantae, Streptophyta, Magnoliopsida, Malvales, Dipterocarpaceae. The record is from the annotation of a GenBank genome assembly.